AUGGCCCUCCGGCUCCUGCCAGCUUUCAACACGGACAACGACGACGACGACGACGGGAACUUCACAAAAUGGAUGAGCAGUUACUGGGGACACGGGGCAGAAGGCUCCAGGGACAGGAAACGCAUCAGGAGGCCGGCCGGGGCGGCGUCGGCGUCGCGAGGGGAUCGGAGAGCGUCGCUCCCGACUGUGUCCCAGCUGGACGCUAUGAAGCUGAACCGGCUCCACGCGGCGUCGAUGGCCUCCGGUUCGGGUCCCGUGAAGACCAGAGAGGAGGGGGGCGAGGCCCGGAACCACCAGAGAGCUCGCCGAGCCUCUUCGGACGACAACAGCCGCUCCAAGUCGGCCAUCCCGGAGAACCGGAUCAGCACCAUCCCCGAGCUCGCCGAGUCCUUCGAGAGGAGGCUCUUCCUCCGGGACAAGAGGACCACGUGUCUGAAUGACGACGACAAGUCGUGCCGGAUCUGUCACGAGGACAUGAAGAAGAGCGGGGGGGCGGUUCACGAGCUGCACUGUUCACACCACGUCCACAGAGAGGCAUCUCGGAGGCCGGAGGGCCGGCUCGCCCACAGCGAGGCCUGUCAGGCGAGGAGGUUCUCGAACGAGAGGAGGAGGUCUGCAGACGGACCGCUGUACCUGGAGAGGGAGGAGCUCACGCCGCAGCGCCAGCUCUCCCUGAGGAGUCAUCGCUGA
Messenger RNA from Cyclopterus lumpus (lumpfish), 690 nucleotides. RefSeq names its product leukemia NUP98 fusion partner 1 (gene lnp1). The record is from RefSeq and is a predicted model, not a curated record. Bases 1 to 690 code for a protein of 229 amino acids. The transcript has 4 exons. Lineage: Eukaryota; Metazoa; Chordata; Actinopteri; Perciformes; Cyclopteridae.